AAGCUCUAACGAACGCCACCGCCUCCAUACAUCAAGAGCGCUAGCUUCUCUCUCUCUCCUCUCUCUUAGAAAAGAAAAUGGAGAUUUCUUCUGCAUCAAUGGCAGGUUUGGCGGCUUUAGCCGUUGCGUGGCUGUGGAUUUGGAGAUUUCUGAAGUGGGUUUGGCUUAAACCUAAGAUUCUGGAGAGUCGCCUGAGAAGACAAGGCCUUGUCGGAACGCACUACACUCCUCUUGUCGGCGAUGUGAGAAGGAAUUUCAGUAUGAUCAAGGAGGCAAGAUCCAAACCCAUCAAUCUAACGGACGACAUCACUCCACGUGUCCUACCAUUCCCUCUGACUAUGCUCAAGACUCACGGGAAGACUUUCUUUACAUGGCUUGGGCCUAUACCGGCGAUUACGAUCACAAAUCCUGAACAGAUCAAAGAAGUGUUUAACAAAGUUUACGAUUUCGAGAAGCCGCAUACGUUCCCUUUGGCUAGACUGAUCGCAACUGGACUGGCGAACUACGAUGGAGACAAAUGGGCCAAACACCGCAAGAUCAUCAACCCGGCUUUCCACCUCGAAAAGAUCAAGAACAUGGUCCCUGCAUUCUAUCAGAGUUGCAGCGAGAUCGUGGGAGAAUGGGAGAGACUGGUUUCGGAUAAAGGGUCGUCUUGUGAGGUGGAUGUUUGGCCGUGGCUCGUGAAUAUGACAGCGGAUGUGAUCUCACGUACCGCCUUUGGAAGCAGCUACAGAGAAGGGCAGAGGAUUUUUCAACUCCAGGCAGAGUUAGCACAGCUCAUUGUACAAGCUUUUCGCAAAGCUUACAUCCCUGGAUGGAGGUAUUUACCGACAAAGAGCAAUAGAAGGAUGAAAGAAAUAGACCGAGAAAUACGGGCGAUACUAAGUGGGAUAAUCGGCAAACGAGAGAAGGCGAGGGAAGGACCGAACAAUGAUUUGUUGGGUAUUCUUCUCGAAUCAAAUUCGGGGCAAUCCAAAGGGAAUGGAAUGAGCCUUGAAGAAGUGAUGGAGGAGUGUAAGCUGUUUUAUUUCGCCGGACAAGAAACAACUUCAGUACUAUUGGUCUGGACAAUGGUUUUGUUAAGCCAACACCAAGACUGGCAGGCUCGGGCGAGAGAGGAAGUGAUGCAGGUACUCGGUGACAAGAAACCCGAUAUGGAUAGCCUCAACCAACUCAAAGUUAUAACGAUGAUAUUCUACGAGGUUCUGAGGCUUUACCCUCCUGUAGUUCAGCUCAACCGAGCAGUCCACAAGGAGCAGAAGCUCGGAGACCUGACACUCCCGAGCGGAGUUCACCUCUCUCUACCGAUUAUGCUCAUCCAACGUGACACCGAGCUAUGGGGAAGCGAUGCGGGGGAGUUCAAACCCGAGAGAUUCAAAGACGGGAUCUCAAAGGCGACGAGGAACCAGGUUUCGUUCCUCCCGUUCGGAUGGGGGCCCAGGAUUUGCAUCGGACAGAACUUUGCCUUGAUCGAAGCUAAGAUGGCUUUGGCUUUGAUCCUGCAGAGAUUCUCGUUCGAGCUGUCUCCGACAUACAUUCACGCGCCGUACACUGUCGUCACGAUCCAUCCACAGUUCGGAGCUCACCUCGUUCUUCACAAGUUAUGAGAACAGAGGCUUUACUUUUGGUAAGGGAAUAAUAAUAAUAAUAAUAAUAUGUUAGAGUUAUAGAUGGAAUAAAAUGAAUAAUCUAUGUAAUUCACAUGUUCAGACAUUGUUGUAUCUAAUGUUUUACCUUUGACAGCCUAAAAUUACUGUCCUUAAUUUUGAUUUUAAA
Molecule: messenger RNA, 1776 nt
Organism: Tarenaya hassleriana
Lineage: Eukaryota; Viridiplantae; Streptophyta; Magnoliopsida; Brassicales; Cleomaceae
Product: cytochrome P450 72A13-like
Exons: 5
Coding region: 78-1607 (509 amino acids)
Molecular function (GO): heme binding; oxidoreductase activity, acting on paired donors, with incorporation or reduction of molecular oxygen; iron ion binding
Source: RefSeq, a predicted model, not a curated record